GAGCCGGAGGCCGGAGAGCGGGAGAUGGGACCGCACGCUGGAAGCGCAGACCCGAGCCUGCUCCUCCCCUCGCAGAGCACGUGCACGCUCAGCCCGGGUUCCGCCCCUCCGGAGGGUGUCGGACUCGCUCCAGCCGCGGCGCGCUCCGUUCGCCGGCGGCCGGCGGAAGUACGAGUCCGGAAGUGACGUCAUCCCCGUGCGCGGGCGGCGUUCGCUGUCAGGCCUUGCGGAGCGUGGUGGUGCUGCUAUGGCUUCCAGCGGGGUCGGGAUGAACGCUGGCGGCUCCGCGAAUGAAGCCCCAGAGAUUCCGGACAACGUGGGAGAUUGGCUUCGGGGCGUCUACCGCUUCGCCACGGAUAGGAAUGAUUUCCGGAGGAACUUGAUACUCAAUUUGGGACUUUUCGCUGCAGGAGUUUGGCUGGCCAGGAAUUUGAGUGACAUUGACUUAAUGGCACCUCAGCCAGGGAUGUAGCCAAAUGGGUAAGCAGACAGAUGGAACCCAAGAUGUACUUGAACUUCCAGACACGAGCCUCUGAUCUGUGACCAUCACAAGACUCUCCCUAAUGGCAGCUGAGGUUUGAUACAGAUGGCUGCCUUCCCUUCCCUGCCCACUUUCCUGCGGAGAGUACUCAGAAUCCACUCUGGUCAGCAGUCAGGCUUCAGCUAACAUGUUGUCCUGUUUUGUAAAGUUCUGUACAUAAUUCCUAAGUUUCUGUAGAGAGUGAUCUUUGCUCUUUCUUGAGGAAUAACCUGAUGGUAUUUUAACAGUGAUCUGAAAUAAAGACUGCACUCAAAUACA
This is a messenger RNA of Pipistrellus kuhlii (Kuhl's pipistrelle), 799 nucleotides long. It is a transcript of the gene TOMM6, whose product is annotated as translocase of outer mitochondrial membrane 6. The transcript is spliced from 3 exons. Lineage: Eukaryota; Metazoa; Chordata; Mammalia; Chiroptera; Vespertilionidae. The coding region runs from base 248 to 472 and encodes 74 amino acids. Gene Ontology annotation, cellular component: mitochondrion; mitochondrial outer membrane translocase complex. The record is from RefSeq and is a predicted model, not a curated record.